Molecule: messenger RNA, 2740 nt
Organism: Cyclopterus lumpus (lumpfish)
Lineage: Eukaryota; Metazoa; Chordata; Actinopteri; Perciformes; Cyclopteridae
Gene: capns1a
Product: calpain, small subunit 1 a
Exons: 11
Coding region: 379-1029 (216 amino acids)
Molecular function (GO): calcium ion binding
Source: RefSeq, a predicted model, not a curated record
UCCUGGAUCUGUGUGAGGUCUAUAUCUGUUGGUGUUCGGCUCUGCUCCAGAGCAUAGCCCUCGAAUAUUUAAUAUUUAAUAUGUGUUGACUAUAAGAAGCUCAUGUAAUGCACGCAGCAAGACGGCGACAGCAAUUGCCCAAGUCUGCAUCGGCCCGACUUAUUGAAGUGUAUCGCAUCGAACCAAACGUUCUCUGUCCUGAAACCCGAAGCGAAGACGGAAGCGACUGCGGAACACCAUCUCGCAUCGCAGUUGCUCUCUGUAACGCCAGUUGGGGCGUGUUGACGGACCAUCCUGCAAGCUGAGUUUACAGCAACUCUCCAAGUCAAAGUAUCCUGCUCGACUCGACAGAGCGCUGUCGCCUCACGUUGAAGGAAGAUGUUUUUUGCCAAGAGAUUCAUCAGUGGCGUCAUCGAUGUUGUCAGCAACAUCGACACAAACCAGUUUUUGCCUUCUGAUCCUCCUCCACCACGCAGGCCAGUUGUAUAUGCCGAGCAGCAUGAGAGCGACGAGGAGAAACAGUUCCGCAGGGUCUUCCAGCAGCUCGCCGGAGAGGACAUGGAAGUGAGCCCGACAGAACUGAUGGACAUCCUCAACAGAAUCAUUACAAAGCAUGGAGACCUGAAGACGGAUGGUUUCAGCAUUGAGUCUUGUAGGAGCAUGGUGGCAGUCAUGGAUAGUGACAGCACUGGGAGACUCGGCUUUCAUGAAUUCAAACAGCUCUGGGACAAUAUAAAGAAAUGGCAGGGAGUGUACAAAACCUAUGAUGCAGAUGGUUCUGGUGUCAUCGGAGCAGAUGAGUUGCCCAACGCGUUCAGAGCUGCUGGCUUCCCCCUCAAUGACCAGCUGUUCAGCAUGAUAAUCCGCAGAUACAGUGACGAAAGCGGCAACAUGGAUUUUGACAACUACAUUGGCUGCCUUGUGAGGCUGGAUGCCAUGUGCCGUGCCUUCAAAACCCUGGAUAAGGAUAACAAUGGGACUAUCAAAGUCAACGUUCAGGAGUGGCUUCAGCUGACCAUGUACUCUUGAGUCCAGAUGACGUUGUCCCUCCUGCUUGGAACCACUUUGUUUGUUUGUUUGUUUGUUUGUUUGUUUGUUUGUUUGUUUGUGUGUGUGUGUGUGUGUGUGUAGGUUUCUUUUUUUCCAAUUUAAUGCAAUACAGGCGUAGUGGGAUGGUUUGUCGUUCCAUUAUACUUGUGAGACAGAAAUUACUGUAUUGGCAACCUAGAAAAGCACAAACCUGCACUCACAAUCCCCAUAAGGUGCAUAAAGACAGGAUGCUGAAAUAGUAUCAUUUUGGUCAGCUCGUUUGACAUUUGCUUUUGAUCUUCCCUGUGCCCCGGAGGAGGCAGGCCAAUAUCUAAAUGUUUUAUACGCAGUGAAAAAUGUAAUGUGAAAAAGCAGUAAGCUCCACGUUUGUAUGCGGCUGGUCUCACAAAGAUUGUAUGUCAAGAGGGAUCUGUGAAGGUAGGCAAAUCAUAGUUUUUGCUCCGAGACAGUUUAACGCCAAAAUGCGGAUGUUGGACAAAUUUUUCUGUUGGAAUGAAUAGAAGUAAACAAUGCAAAGCUGUAACUUGGUUAACAAUGUUUCUAUUUAUCGUUUGGAAGGCCACCCGCACAGUUGCUGCCAUUGCUUUUGCCUAAUUAUAGCCUUCUCAGAACUAUGUGGGUGUGGUCUGAUGAUUGAUAAUGAUUGUUAAUGUACCCAAACUGCAAAUCAGUCCUUGCAGUUUAAAGGCUCGGCAUGCUGCAUGUUUUGUUUUUUUUUAAUUCAGAGAAUUACUCUAGCUCCAAAUCCAUUCACUUAUGAGACCCACAAGGGUGUAAGUUGCCCCACCCUAACAGGAGUGUCAAUACAUGUGUACACACCUGUGCGGCCCAGAGAAGAGGUCUAAAUGUGGGUAGAAUUAGGGAAACGGGUAUGGGUGGACCAUGUCUUUGCAGAGACUUUCCGCUUUGUAAAGUUAAACAUGAAGUUUGUUUAGUCUGACUCGACAUUCUCCACCGCUGUCAAUACCAUCUGUCUUGCAAGGGCACUGGUCGCUGUCCUCUGCUGAGCACUGCCCAAGAUGAUUGUGAUUGGUUUAAAGAAAUACAAACCAGACAGUUUUUUGGUAAUGUUGUGGAGCCAGACCUUCUUUUUGACCACAGUUCUAUUCAUUAACUUUGUGAAACCAGCUCCCAGAGAAUCACUGACUGGAGAUUAUUGUUCACUUAAACAACAAUGUGGGACAGCUUGCCUUUUUCUAUUUUAUUACUUAAAGUUUAAAAAAAUAAAUAAGGUAGAUGUGUAAAUUAUGGUACACUCUCACCGCAGCCUAUUGCAAGCAGAUCAUGGUUUAAUUAUUUGUUUCAGAGUUGCACUGUAUAUGCAUAGCUGGUGAGGAACGCCAGUGCUUUCUCCUUAUACUGAUAUACAGUACAUUAACAUCCCAAGAGGCAUUGCUUUGUUUGGGCAUGCUAAAAUGUUGCCAUUUCAAUGUUGGUAAUGCAAUUUGGACAUUGCACCCUCUUUUUCAGCUCACCAAACACUUUACUUAUCGCUGUGUACUUGUUCAAAAUGCCUGCACCGGAUAACGCCAGCACAAUGUGUACAUUUAUAAUAUAUAACGUGUGUAUGCCACUAAUGCAUGCAGCCAAGGGUAGAGAUGGCAUAAUUAAGUGUUCUUAACCAUGUAGUUAUAGCCACCGCCAUUAAACUGUUACUGUGCCAUAUUUGGAAUAAAAAGGGUAUGUUAAA